Messenger RNA from Papaver somniferum (opium poppy), 1146 nucleotides. Its product is annotated as protein NRT1/ PTR FAMILY 5.14-like. Gene Ontology annotation, molecular function: transmembrane transporter activity. The coding region runs from base 1 to 1146 and encodes 381 amino acids. The transcript is spliced from 4 exons. The record is from RefSeq and is a predicted model, not a curated record. Gene Ontology annotation, cellular component: membrane. Gene Ontology annotation, biological process: transmembrane transport. Lineage: Eukaryota; Viridiplantae; Streptophyta; Magnoliopsida; Ranunculales; Papaveraceae.
AUGUAUCUAAUUGGAAUUGCGAGCUCUGGAUGCAAGACAUGCGCACCAGCUUUCGGUGCCGACCAAUUUGAUGAACGAAACCCAAAUGAAUCCAAGUCCAAAAGUUCAUUCUUUAACUGGUGGCUAUUUGGAUUAUCUGUUGGAUCGUGCAGUUCUCACUUGGUAUUGAACUAUGUCCAAGAUAAUUUGGGAUGGUAUAGAGCAUUUGGAAUAUCAACCAUUUUAAUGAGCAUAGCGCUAAUUGUAAUCAUGUUUGGAGCUCGAUCUUACCGCUAUACUCUGGAAAAUGACCCGGAUAAAGUAAACCCGUUGGAAGGGUUAACUAACGGUUUAGUUGGCGCGGUCAAGAAUUGUAGAACCAGCUCUCAUCACUGGAAAUCUCCAUGCAAGUGGAGCCAACUACUAGCAAUACAACAGCGCAAUUGGUUCCGGUCGAUAGGAUCAGACUUUCAGAUACCCGCAGCUUCAAUUCAAAUAUUUCUCACCGUAUCCAUUAUUCUGUUUGCGGCAACAUACGACUGGAUCUUUGUUCCACUUAUUCAAGCUUUUACUGGCAAAUCUAACACUAUUACUUCACUUCAGAAAAUUGGUGGUGGCAUAUUUGUUUCUUCCAUAACAAUGGUUGUAGCAGCUAUAGUGGAGAACAAAAGGCUUAAAAUUGCUCAAGAGUUUGAUUUGAUUUAUGAUCCAAAAGCAACGGUUCCUAUGGAGAUGUCUUCAGUCUUGCUUAUAUUUGUCAUUCAGAAGGCAAGCAGUGCAGGCGGUCAGCACGGAUGGCUAGCAAACAACAUGAAUCAAGCGCAUUUAGACUAUUUCUACUGGUUUCUAGCUGGACUUAGUGUAGUAGAGCUGGUUGCAUUCCUAAGUUUCUCAAAAUCAUCUGUGUACAAGCAAUGGAGCUCCAAUGGGAAGUUACCAGCUCAUAUUCUUCAUUCUUCUUCUUACUACUUACUUAUCAAAAUGAGUUCCGGUGAAAACUGUUCGAGUGUGAAUCCAGACUUCAUGUUUGAUGCAGAGAUAUUAUAUGAUCCUAGCAAAGCACAAUCAGAAUUUGAUUUCUUGCAACUUCAAGAAAAAGUAGUUGAAAUUGAGAAACGCAUGAAUGAAAAAGUUCAAAAAAAGUUGCUGAAAUUGAGAACUGCAUGA